GGUGAUGCGAGGGUGGAGCGAGGUUGGAGCGAUGGUGGAAUGAAGGGUGAGAAAGUGUGGAGAGGAGUGAGCAGGGAUGGAAAGCGGAGAGAAUUAAAUGAAGUUGGGGUGAUGGGCGGGGUCACGAUGAAGAGUUGGGCGCGAGGGCGGAGCGGGGGUGGAGUGAAGGGUGGAGUGAAGGGUGGAGUGAAGGGUGGAGUGAAGGGUGGAGUGAAGGGUGGAGUGAAGGGUGGAGAAGGAUGGAGUGAGGGUGGAGCGAGGGUGAAGCAAAGAUCGAGCAAGGGCAGCAAGGGCUCAAUGAAGGGUGGAGAAGGAGAAUGUUAG
Messenger RNA from Cladocopium goreaui, 324 nucleotides. The record is from the annotation of a GenBank genome assembly. NCBI's taxonomy places the organism in Eukaryota, Dinophyceae, Suessiales, Symbiodiniaceae.